Molecule: messenger RNA, 3138 nt
Organism: Ascochyta rabiei
Lineage: Eukaryota; Fungi; Ascomycota; Dothideomycetes; Pleosporales; Didymellaceae
Exons: 6
Coding region: 1-3138 (1045 amino acids)
Biological process (GO): protein deubiquitination; double-strand break repair via homologous recombination
Molecular function (GO): ubiquitin binding
Source: RefSeq, a predicted model, not a curated record
AUGGCAAGAAGCGCGCGGAAGCGCAUCAGCUACGUGCUACCGCUGGCCAAUUCGGCGGGCGGCCACCGACUCGGGGUCAAUGGGCUCGCCGUCGACCCCCAGAGCUCGACGCUCUACUCGGGCGGUCGAGACGGCGUGAUAUGCGCCUGGGACCUCGGACUCGACCUGAACCACGCCGCCGCCGCCGCCGCCGCCGACGCCGACGACGAGCUCGACCCCUUCGCCGACUCGCAUGCCACCGACGACAAGCCCCCGCCCACCCAGUUCCGCUCCCAGGUGCAGGCGCACACCCACUGGAUCAACGACCUCGUCCUCGCCAGCAACAGCGCCGCCCUCGUCUCCGCCUCGUCCGACAUCACCGUCAAAAUAUGGCGCCCCGCCGCCUACGAGGCCAUGCCCCCCGAGACCAUUGGCCUCCACACCGACUACGUCAAGCGCGUGGCCUCGCCUGGCCAGCAUGAGAACUGGAUCGCGUCCGGCGGCCUCGACCGCAAGAUCAGCCUGUGGGACCUCAAUGGCGGCGGCAGGAGGCUCGAGAUCCACGUUGGCGAGGACGACAACGCCUCGGCCAAGGGUUCCGUCUACGCCUUGGCUGCCACGCCGACCAUCCUCGCCAGCGGCGGGCCCGAGAGCGUGGUGCGUGUGUGGGACCCGCGGACGGGCAAGCGCAUCACAAAGUUCGUCGGCCACACGGACAACGUGCGCGACAUCCUCGUUGCCCAGGACGGCGAGACCAUCCUGACAGCCUCGUCGGACCAAACCGUCAAGGUCUGGUCCAUGACGGCCGGCCGCUGCAUGCACACCCUCACCAUGCACAACGACAGCGUGUGGUCGCUGUUCUCAGAAGACCCCCAGCUCUCCGUCUUCUACUCGUCCGACCGCUCCGGCACCAUCGCGAAGACCGACGUGCGCCAUUGCGCCGAGUGGGACGACGGUCUUUCCGUCGCCGUGUGCCAGGAGCACGAGGGCGUGGGCAGGGUGGUCAGCGCCGGUGACUACAUCUGGACCGCCACCUCGAGUUCGAGCAUCAACAGAUGGAGCAACGUCGACACCAGCGCCGAGGUGGAGCUGCCAGACUCUUACAGGUGGCACGGGAACAGCGUGCCUACCACGCGCUCACGUUACCCUUCGCCGCCCGCGUCCGGCCCAUCCACCAACGGCGCCACACCAAAGAUACCCGGCAAGGCACUUCUGCGCUUGUCAAACACCGCGCCUUACCCACAGCUCUUCGCCAAGGACCCAGACACAUCGACACUGGCCAGCACGCGGAAGCCUGCAGAAGUCUUGACUACGGCCGAGCAUACCGGCAUCGUCCCCGUGAGGAGCGCGCCAGACUUCUGUAUCGAAGGUCAAAACGGUCUCAUGAAGCAUCACCUGCUCAACGAUCGCAGGAGAGUCUUGACCAUGGACACGGCGGGAGAGUGCAUGCUCUGGGAUCUGCUACAGUGCGCGCCGAUCAAGUCAUUCGGCAAGAGGCACAUGGAAGACGUGCUCCCUGAAGUCAACACGCAGGAGAGCGUCGCGCACUGGUGCGCUGUCGACACCAGGAUAGGAACCCUGACAUGCGUGCUCGAGGAAAACUACUGCUUCGAUGCCGAGAUGUACGCUGAUGAGUUGCAACUCGAAGAGCAGAUCGACUUCCGCGAAGACCACAGGAUCAACCUGGGCAAGUGGAUACUGCGGUACCUUUUCUCGAACUUCAUCGAUGAGGAGAUCAAACGCGACGAGGUCUUUCGUGCCAAGCUGCUGCAAGAGAAGCAGCAGGAAGCGCAGACAGUACGACCGACGACCAUCGAGAUGCCCAACGUUGGCGUGAACGGUUGGAACGCUUCAGGGCCGGCUUCAGCCUCUACGCUGAAGGGCAAUGGAUUCCACUUCCCACACACACCUGGCAUGGGCAUCGGCCUGGCGACUCCUCAACUACCGUCCAGCAACGCAGGACGAGCACCACACCACAACGCAUACCUGACACCGACCACUGAAGACGGCAACCAGCUCGAGCCUACAAAGUCGCAGCGCAGCUCGACGCAAGACGGCCAGGACUACUUUGGACAGGGGGCCUCGACUAACGGCAACGGCAAUGGUAACGGUAAUGCCAAGCCUGCGGAGGCCACGACAGAAACGAAAGAGACGAAAGAGGAGACUGUUUCGUCACCCACCCUUGAGGACACCCCUUCCAAAAAGGGCAAGGGUAUGUUUGGCAAGAAGUUCAACAUGGGCUUCAGCAAGAAAAUGUUUGCUACGGGUACUGCUAUCGCUGCCGAGGCACCCAAGCCCGCUGUGGACGAGAAAGCGGAGGACAGCGACUCGCGAUCAACAAAGACGGACGAAAAGACUUUCGAGGACAAUUUCUUCGGCUCGAUACAGCGGAUACGGCAUGGCUACGGCGAGGUCUUGACCUCCGGCACCACAGACCUGGUCUCGGCGAUUGCGCCUAGCUUGCCCAGCGACACACCCGUGCUGAAGCCGCCAGCCAUGACCACAAUCCUCAUCCAAGAAGACCGUCCGGGCUCUGGUGGCGUGGCGGAUUUGUUCGAGGGCAAGGUCGGCACGCUGGCUCUGCAGGCUGAUCUCAUUGAGAAGGUCGCGCCCAUGUGGCUCGGCGAGGUGUUGUUACGCAACCAACUACCACCAAAGGAUAUUGUCAAGGUGUCUUUCGUCCUGGAGCCCUACCAGAAUUCUCUGCCUGCCAUAUCGACGGAUGGCAACAACCGCCUCAAUGCCAACCGCAUGCUGCGCGCCCGCAAGAUCCUCGGCUACGUGGCUGAGCGCAUCGAGCCCGCGCCGACAAAGGAAGAGCAGGAAACUGCAGAAGCAGAGGAGGACACGGCGCUACGACCGCACGAGUACCUCGAGCUGUACUGCAACGGCCAGCUCAUCGCACCCACCAUGACGCUCGCCUCGAUACGAGCCCACGUCUGGCGCGGCGGCGGCGACGUGGUCCUGCACUACAAAGCCAAUGGGCGCAAGGAGAUCAAACAGCAUCCGCAGCACCCGGGCCUGCCGUUCGCGGUGCAGCAGGGCGGACUGUCGUCUGGGCUUGGCAGCAGCAAUGCGAGUGAAGGGAAGCCGAGCAGCGAGGCGGGACGGAGUCAGCACUCGAGCCAGGGGGAUAGGAAUGCUGCCUUUGGGCCCUAG